CCUGACCUGGAAUCCAGCCACCUCCACUCUUACAGAGUCACUACCAUGGCCCUUGUGCCAGGGAGUAGCAAGGAUGGACCCUGGUCCGGGGAUAGACCAGACUCUUUAUGGCAUCCAGAAAGUCCUCGGUUGGCCAACACUCUCUCACAGAACAGAGAAGAGCCUGGCAGACGUGAAGGUUAUCAGGGUGUUGAGGUGUCUCAAAAGCCCCGCCUGCCCUCUAUUGUGGUGGAGGCCUCAGAGGGGAGUGAGGACGACCAGGAAGACCACCAGUGGCCACAUGAGGAGUUGCUGGUGCUCACCGAUGGUGAAGGAGAAGAUGCAGAAGCUUUCUUCCAGGAUCAAAGUGAAGAGCCAGGUUGGGCCUGGAUCCCACAGGACCCCACAUCUCCUUUAAGAACAUUUAACCCUGGACUUGGCUGGGGUCAAGAAGGUGCCUCCUGGAUUCCUGAAGAUACAGAGGGUCAGGAAACUCCUAACCUCUGUCCUCUUUGGGACCCAAUAGGGUCCCACAUCUAUAGAACCCGAUUUAUGGAAUAUCACCAUCUCCCACCUCUCAGUACUUUUGGGGGAGCUGAAGAAGAAGUUGUUCAAGCGCCGCAGGGUAUUAAGCAGGGAUCGGCGACGGAAGCGCCAGGUGGUCGGGGCUGUGAUAGACGAAGGGCUGACUACGAAGCACCACCUCAAGAAGCGGGCGUCCAGUGCUCGUGCCAACAUCACGCUGUCUGGGAAGAAGCGCAGGAAGCUCUUGCAGCAGAUCCGCCUUGCCCAGAAAGAAAAAGCAGCCAUGGAAGUGGAAGCCCCCUCCAAGGCAACCAGGACUAGUCAGCCACAGCCCAAACAACAAAAGAAGAUAAAAGCUCCCCAGGACGUAGAUAUGGAGGAUCUUGAAGAUAAGAGCUAAAGUUCCUACCUCUUCUACCAGAAGGUUCUCAACAGCACCUAGAA
This is a messenger RNA of Mus pahari (shrew mouse), 948 nucleotides long. RefSeq names its product LBH domain containing 1 (gene Lbhd1). Bases 46 to 825 code for a protein of 259 amino acids. The transcript is spliced from 5 exons. Lineage: Eukaryota; Metazoa; Chordata; Mammalia; Rodentia; Muridae. The record is from RefSeq and is a predicted model, not a curated record.